GAGCACACGCAGAUCCAACUGCUCCAGCAUCAGGCAUAUGCCUGAGGCUGCCUAUACUGUAGAUAGAAGUCUUUUGCCUGCAUUUAUUUUGCUGCUGCUGCUGCUGCUGAAAAUUAACGCAUGACUGAAAUGACCGUGCAGAGUGAAGUUCCUCAUAAAGAAGGAGCUCGAAAUCGGCUUCACAUCCUGCCCGUCCUUUGAUUAGCAGAGUUGGUCCAGGGCCAUGAAUGAGCUGGUGGCCCCUGGACUGCCCCCUCAGUCUCCCAUAGCCUUGAAGGGUUAUGGAUUCAUUGAAUUCGGCGAAGACGACCAGGGAGCCAGGAGUCCCACGGCCAGAAGGUCUAUUGUCGCCGUUGCAGUGCUGUGCUACCUUAACCUGGUGAAUUACAUGGACUGGUUUCUUGUCCCAGGGGUGCUUCAACACGUACAGACCUACUUCAAACUACGAGACAGCAGCGCAGGCUUGUUACACACAGUUUUUAUUAUCUGUUUCUUGGUGGCGGCCCCUCUUUUUGGAUAUCUCGGUGACAGAUACAACCGCAAAAUCAUCCUGAGUGCUGGGGUAAUCCUCUGGUCAGGCGUAACCCUCGCCAGCUCAUUCAUCCCUGAAUGGAUGCCCUGGCUGUUCUUCAUUUCGCGGGGACUGGUGGGUGCUGGCACCGCCAGUUACUCCACUAUCGCGCCCACCAUCAUCGCUGACCUCUUUGAGAAAGACCGCAGGACGUGCAUGCUUUCACUCUUCUAUAUCUUCAUACCAGUUGGAAGUGGGCUCGGUUACAUCUUGACAUCUGGAAUGGCGUCGGCUACUGGCCACUGGAACUGGGGGUUCAGGGUCACCCCUUGUAUGGGAGCUGUAGGCUUGGCUUUCCUCAUUUUCUUGGUUCCUGAAUCAUCCCGGCAUGGAGCUGCGGAGCCCACAGCUGACAAAGUCAGAGGGGAUUCAACUUGGCUCAAGGACAUUUCUUCGCUUUGCAAAAACUGGAGUUUCUUGUGGUCCUCGCUCGGGGUGACAGCCAUGUCCUUCAUCGUCGGAGCUCUGGGGUUCUGGAUGCCAGUGUUCCUUUCCAGAGCUCAGCUUAUCCAUGAUGCUGUCCCUCCCUGCCAAAAGGAAGGGUCGUGUGAUACCUCCAACAGCCAGAUAUUUGGAGGAAUAACUAUUGCAACUGGCAUCUUUGGAGUCCUAGUUGGAGCAGAAGCUGCCAGACGAUUCAAGAAGACCAACGCAAUGGCUGACCCUCUGAUCUGUGCUGUGGGCUUGCUGGCUUCAUCUCCAUCCAUGUAUCUGGCGAUCAUGCUGGCUCAGGAAAGCAUUAUAGCUACAUAUAUUUUUAUUGCCCUUGGAGAAUUUCUUUUAUCCUUAAACUGGGCCAUUGUGACUGACAUACUGUUGUAUGUCGUGAAACCAACAUGCCAAUCCACCGCACUGUCUGUACAGAUUUUUGUCAGUCAUUUGUUUGGUGAUGCCGGAAGCCCCUAUCUCAUUGGAAUCAUCUCCGGUGAAAUCCAGAAGCGACAGGCAGGAGCUUCUUCCUUCCUCGCGUCCUUCCGGAGCCUGCAGUACAGCUUUGUCUUAUGCUGCUUUGUCGGUGCUCUUGGGGGAGGCUGCUUCCUCCUGACCGCCCUCCGCAUCAAAGAAGAUCGGCUGGAAGCUGAACCCCCACCCCCACCGCCAGUCAAAGGCACAGAAAACAUCAGCUACGUCCGGGAUGAAGGAGAAGUCCAAGGGGAGCUUCCUGUGUCCUAGAGCUGCCUCCUCCCCUUCGCAAACACGCUCUCAUCAGGAAAGAAGAGGCAUGAACAGUUAUCAACGCACCCUCCAUCUGGUGAGGGGCGGGGGAAAGCUUCUGGGACUGACUUUGGAGCGUGACAUUCAAAGUGGGCUGCAAAUCACAUGGCCAGCCGCCAUCACUGUCUCCGAAGCUGCCAAGGAAUCUGGUGGCUCCAGGAGCCAGGAACAUAGCUGAGCUGUUCAAGUGGCAACUUCCUUCAGAAAACAUAACCAGUGGAAGUAAGACAUGCCAGCCUCGCGUCCAAAUUUACGUGGUAUAUGGCAGCUCCUUCUAGGGGUGGGGGCGGUGGGACGUGUUUCAGGAGCCAAGCGCAUGCAUUGCGCAGAGAAGUUUCCAGGUUCAACCCUGGGGGCUUUGAGUUGAGCAGAGCUUGGGUGCAAACGCCUGGGGCAGCCAUUUGCCCAACACCUUGGAGAGAUUAGCAAAGAACCGUAAGGAUCCCUUCUAGCCACUUCCAGUAGAAUUAAUCUCCAACUUGAGAAGCUUAGAAAGUGCCAAGCUAGACGAAUCCUCGGUCCAACUUGUUGGUUUUCCCUUAGACUCCUCACGUUCCAUUGCUGCCCAAAUUUGACAUCGCGUCUCAGCUGCAUUUACAACGUGACAAAACUAUGACCUUUCCUCAUUGCCCCUUUGGCAAAAACUCUUCUGUGAACCCUGGUCCUAUCUUGUAUGGACUAGGGAUGAAUGGCGUCAGUUUCGGUUUCUUGUUUUUUCACCUUUAAGUCCAGUUCCUCACAUUUCUGCAUCAGUUUGUGUGUGUGGUUUUUUUAAUUUUAAAAAGUCCCCGUGAAAUUUUCCCAGCAUUAUAGUUUGCAUUUCUCCCAAUACAUUCCUGCAUGCAGUUUUGACUGAUCUAAACAUUUUUGCAAGCAAGUUCCCCACAGUUUUCCAUGUUAAUUUCAUGAAUCUAUGCCAGGCAUAGGCAAACUCGGCCCUCCAGAUGUUUUGGGACUACAAUUCCCAUCAUC
This is a messenger RNA of Zootoca vivipara (common lizard), 2758 nucleotides long. The record is from RefSeq and is a predicted model, not a curated record. NCBI's taxonomy places the organism in Eukaryota, Metazoa, Chordata, Lepidosauria, Squamata, Lacertidae.